Messenger RNA from Carassius carassius (crucian carp), 2760 nucleotides. RefSeq names its product excitatory amino acid transporter 1-like. Lineage: Eukaryota; Metazoa; Chordata; Actinopteri; Cypriniformes; Cyprinidae. Bases 381 to 1991 code for a protein of 536 amino acids. Gene Ontology annotation, molecular function: L-glutamate transmembrane transporter activity; neutral L-amino acid transmembrane transporter activity; glutamate:sodium symporter activity. Gene Ontology annotation, biological process: D-aspartate import across plasma membrane; L-aspartate import across plasma membrane; L-glutamate import across plasma membrane. The transcript has 10 exons. The record is from RefSeq and is a predicted model, not a curated record. Gene Ontology annotation, cellular component: plasma membrane.
GCAUUGGAUGUCACAGAGACAUGACUGGGGUCAUGGGGUUUUCAAAUUGGUAUAUUCUAACAGUUUCAUUUAUUUUAAUGUGAGAAUCAAGCAUGAACCCUUCUGCCAUUCCAUCAUUCAUGUACUGUACCACCACUGGGCCCCCCUUUGAAGUGUCUUGAGCAUCUCCUAUUUGGAGUUCGCAAGCUCCUCCCCUUCUGAGAUCUUGAGCAUCAGGAGCUUCUUACUGGUGGAAGGUUAUUAAAUUCCCAGCAUAAACUUUCUAACUCUGAUCACUCAGGGCAUCACUCAGCACAAGAGCUCACUGGAAGCAGGUUUCUUUUGGGUCACCGGUUCAGGCAAGCUACUUUGAACAGAGUGUGUUGAGUGACACCACCAGCAUGACCAAAAGCACUGGGGAGAAGCCGCGGUCGCGCAAUCGCGUGCAGCAGAUCCGAGAGGGAAUUCACCUGCAUUCCCUAAAGGCGAAGAAGAAAGUGGAGGACAUCACUAAAGAUGAUGUGAAGACCUUUCUGAGAAGAAAUGCUUUUGUGCUCUUAACCAUUGGAGCUGUGGUCUUUGGUAUCAUGCUGGGUUUUGCUUUGCGGUCAUAUAAAAUGUCAUACAGAGAAGUGAAGUAUUUCUCCUUUCCUGGCGAGCUGUUGAUGCGUAUGCUGCAGAUGCUAGUGCUUCCCCUUCUAAUCUCAAGUUUGAUUACAGGCAUGGCAGCAUUGGACAGACGGGCCUCUGGAAAGAUGGGCAUGCGUGCAGUCAUAUACUAUAUGACCACCACUUUCAUCGCAGUGUUCAUCGGCAUCAUUAUGGUUCUGAUUAUCCACCCGGGCAAAGGCUCAAAGGAUGAAUUCGCUAAACAGCAGAAGAUCCAGCAGGUCAGCCCAGCCGAUGCCUUUCUUGACCUCAUCAGAAACAUGUUUCCUCCCAAUCUGGUUCAGGCCUGCACUCAACAGUUUAAGACCCAAUAUGGCAAGAGGGUCAUUUACGUGAAGAUCAUAAAUGAUUCGAUAUUCAACCUAACUAACGCUACCCAGGAGAUUGCCCAAGAGGAGGUGAUCCCUCUCUCGGGCACCACCAGCGGGGUCAAUGCCCUCGGGCUGGUGGUGUUUUCAAUGUUCUUCGGCUUGAUCAUUGGGAAUAUGAAGGAACAGGGACAGGCUCUCAGAGACUUCUUCAACUCCCUCAACGAGGCCAUCAUGCGACUUGUUGCUAUUAUUAUGUGGUAUGCACCUAUUGGUAUCCUCUUUCUGAUUGCUGGUAAAAUCGUGGAGAUGGAUGACAUCACUCAAAUGGGUGGUCAGCUCGGCAUGUAUACGGUUACGGUGAUAAUCGGCCUCAUGAUACACGGCAUGAUCGUUCUGCCGACUUUGUUCUUCGUCAUCACGCGGAAGAACCCCUUCGUCUUCAUCACGGGUUUGCUGCAGGCCCUCAUCACAGCUCUUGGUACCUCUUCCAGCUCAGCCACUCUUCCAGUUACCUUCAAAUGCCUAGAGGAGAAUAACAAAGUCGAUAAACGCGUGACUCGAUUCGUGCUGCCUGUUGGAGCCACGAUCAACAUGGAUGGAACAGCGCUGUAUGAAGCCCUGGCAGCCAUCUUUAUCGCGCAGGUUAACAACAUGGAAAUGAACUUUGGGCAGAUCAUAACCAUUAGCAUCACAGCGACUGCUGCAAGCAUCGGGGCGGCCGGCAUCCCUCAGGCUGGUCUGGUCACCAUGGUUAUUGUGCUGACCUCCGUCGGACUCCCGACCGAUGACAUCUCCCUCAUCAUUGCAGUUGAUUGGUUCCUUGAUCGACUCCGCACAACAACCAACGUCCUGGGAGACUCUAUAGGAGCUGGAAUCAUAGAGUUCCUGUCCAAAGAUGAGCUUCAGAACUGCGAUGUGGAGUUGGGGAGCUCAGUCCUGGAGGAGAAUGAAGUGAAGAAACCUUAUCAGGUGAUCCGUCAGGAGAACGAAUAUGAGAACGAGAAACUGCAAGACAGCGAGACCAAGAUGUAGAGAAUGCAUAAUCAACCCCCAACCAAGGAUUUGUUGUGUGUUUGUAUAUGUACAGUGGCCCUAAAAAUAUAUUAACACUUAAGAUACACUUAAAAAUAUAGGAAUUUCAUUGCUUUUAAUGAGAAAAUAUCAAAUUAAAUGGCAUUUAUUUCAAGGAAAUAUAGUAUAAGUAUGGUAUUUAAGCAUUUGGACACUUUCUGGUUGUCAAACUUGGAAUAAUAUUCAUAAUUAUGGAUAUGAACUACACUUAACUUCAUGCAUUCACAAAAAUGACUAAAAAAGUGAGAUCAGUUUUGAGAAAAGCUAUAAGUUGUUGCUUGGUUUGAUAUUUAGCUCUUUACAGUAUGCAAUAAAAUUAAUAUGUUUUUGAAGUGUUGAUUAAGUGUCUAAAUAUUUUAAGGGGCAUUGUAUAUGUAUAUUUACUUUUGAUUUUGAAUAUUUCAUUUUCAAACUUCUUUUGACCUUUUACUGUAAUUUUGUUUUUGUGCUUUUGUCUCGUGUCUCCAGGUCAUACCGAUUAUUACAUUGAUUUGACAGGAGAGUUUUACCUUGACAAAAUUGUUUUUAUUUUUCAUUAUUUUAAUAAUUAGCUGAAAUGUGAAUCUAUGUGGAGGGCAUUGGUAUGUUGGUGACAAGCGUUUGUUACAUGCGCUAUAAUACAAGCAGCAAGAUUUAAACCGUAAGAGUGUUAAGAAUGAGCAGGGUCAUGAGUCAUGACUGAACUGAUUUUAAGCAGAAAUGAAUGUCAGUAAAUUAUUCAUCUGAUGAA